This is a messenger RNA of Somion occarium, 2050 nucleotides long. NCBI's taxonomy places the organism in Eukaryota, Fungi, Basidiomycota, Agaricomycetes, Polyporales, Cerrenaceae. The record is from the annotation of a GenBank genome assembly.
ACCUGGUCAUCUUCAACUCGCUUUCAACCAACGCUCAACUCAAUCUUUGACUCCUGGUCUCACGGACUUCUGCACAAUUGUCAGACUAAGGUCUGAUCUAUCUGACGUGUUGAUAAACUAAUUCAAUCCAUUAUAGAGGCUAGCCGAUGUCUACGCUGCUUUCUAGACCUAACUUGGGUCUGGCAUUCUCCCGGAACAGUCUACUCCGAACGCGUUAAUGCCUCGUUUCCGACGCAUGUAUGAAGGGAGCCCUAGCAGCGUUGAAACGGCAUGUUCCUAAGUGCUGGGAAACUUCAUAUGACGGGGAAUAUAGGCCAGAUAGCUGUUGCUGACUGUCAAAUAAUUCGGGUCACCCAUUCCUCCCCUCUUCGUUCUCCAAUUUCACCGUACCUAUACCACAAUGGUGCUCAGCGCUGGCGCAUCUUCUGACUGUUCUGCCAAGAUGCAGAAUGCUUUACCUCAGUAUGGCUUUGGCGCAGAUGUUACAUUCGGCAAACUGGUCGAAGGAAACCCUUAUCUCUUUCGAGUCCAUACGCCGAAAGCCCAUCCACCACAUUAUGACGGCUCUGAGCCUUACUUUGUAGGCUCAAAGUUUAACAAUACCUUCUCUUCCGCCGCGAUAUACUCACCUUGUCCACCUCUGGCCUCAUCCGGAUCCAUCUCUAAUAUUAGCUAUGCCGAUGUAGUCAAGCACUUAGAUUGGAGUACUCGUUCCGAGUCUCCUUACAUAUCGACAUCGUUCAGCUUUGCUUGGGCUAUCUGGGAAGCUACCCGGAGAUACCAUAUCAACAUCAAGCACGACGUCGAAGUAGCCAUCAUCGACGCAAGUGCUCUCGCUGAUCGUGCCGUUACUGCUGCAGAAGUCCUGAUGAAGGGAUCCCCUAAAGAGCGACACAAAGACCACUGGAAGUGGUAUCGUUUUGCACUCGAAGCUCAAGAUGUGCUGGUCUGGGGCUACAUUCCUGGAUCGGCCGUCCUGGCUUCAAUUCCACUCUUGCAGAUCGUCAGCCGAUUACCAUCAUAUUUCCUCUACCCCGACAUCUCUGACUCGAAAGAUUCGCCUCUGGCCCGCCUCGGAUGGGAUUACACACGCAAAAAGCCCAGUUUUCGGCAGUUCUGUCAAGCAAUGUCCGAUCGCUUUUUGCGCAUGCCAAUGGAUAAGCGCCUCCGCGAUACGACUGCCGGGUCUGUGCGCCUCGCGCUCGCUUUGCUCCGCCCGUACAUCCACAGGCACAUUUCCGAUGACUUCACUACCGCGACCACUCACGUCUGUGACCUUGCCUAUAUUAUUUCGUGUUGGCCUGGUCAAUGGUGGGUACGUGAGCACCCGGAGAUUCCAGAUCUCUUGAGGUGCAUGAUUCAUAUUGUGGGCGAGGAGAUGCGCGAGGCUAGGAGAAUCCAGGCUCUCGCCGAUGCCACCAAGAUGCAGGGGCUCGUGGAGCAACUUGCUCAGGCAUAUGAAGCGCGCUUGCGGGAGCAGAGACGCCGCCUGCCGCCUCUUUUGUCGUCUAUCCGUUCUUGUGCAUCUUCCUCGCCAAUCGGGUCUCCAACGGAGGCGAAGUCGGAAUCAUGGUCAACGUCUUCCACUUUGAUCACUACGGACUCCAAGGAAGUCCAGACAGAUCCUGUCCUGUCUGAGAAGGACCCUGUCCCUCCCUCGCCCGUCGAGUCUGAUCCUCGGUCACCACGGGUUGAGUCUGACUUGGAAUUGGAUAGGAACGAAUCUUCUACUUAUGAUGUCGUUGCAAAAACAGCUUCAUGUUUCUUCACUGGAUUGGCCAUAGGAUCUUUCAUCACACUUUGCGUUUGGUCCUCGCAUAGGCGAGAGCUUGCCAUCUGUGUUUAGGGCGGCCUCCUCGCGACACAUCAUUCGUUAUCAUAUGUUAAUCUAUGUAAAUUGAAUCGGAGUGUACUCCUUGUAUUCUAUAUGUACUUCGAGUAGACUCAUGUAGCGCUAGUAGUUUUGUAUCUUUUGUAACCUAAGUUUUCCUCGGCCAGGCUUCCUGCUUAUCGGCCUAUGGGAAAAUCGUGUAUGUUGGCACCCUCAAAC